This is a messenger RNA of Alternaria burnsii, 588 nucleotides long. RefSeq lists its product as uncharacterized. The record is from RefSeq and is a predicted model, not a curated record. Lineage: Eukaryota; Fungi; Ascomycota; Dothideomycetes; Pleosporales; Pleosporaceae. The transcript has a single exon. Gene Ontology annotation, biological process: protein complex oligomerization; response to salt stress; response to heat. The coding region runs from base 1 to 588 and encodes 195 amino acids.
AUGUCUCUCUUCCCACGAUUCACCCAGGAAUUCGCUCCUAUCUUCCGUCUCUUCGAUGAGUAUGAUAGGCAAGCCUUCCGCAAUAUCGACCGGGAAUUCAACAACAUCAGAUCCUUCACUCCCAAAUUCGAUGUGAAGGAAACAAAAGAGGGUUACGAGCUUCACGGAGAACUCCCCGGUGUCGAGCAAAAGGACAUCAACAUCGAAUGGACCGAUAACAACACGCUGACCAUCUCUGGUCGUCACGAGCACGUCCGGGAGGAAGGCCAACGCCCUCAGGGUUUCAUCGAAAACGGCGAACCUUCUCAGCAGAAGAAGCUCGGCCACCAGCCCACCGUUGAGGACGACCCCAGCGAAACCAACAACAAGGUUGCCAAGCAGUCCGAGCACAAGGACGUCUCCAAGCAUGAUGAGAACAAGGCAAAGUAUUGGGUUAGCGAGCGUUCAGUCGGAGAGUUCCACCGAUCCUUUGCCUUCCCUGCCCGUGUCGAUCAAGACAGCGUCAAGGCUAGCCUCAAGAACGGUAUCUUGAGCAUCCUCGUUCCCAAAGCCCAGGCUCCUCAGCCCCGAAAGAUCAGCAUCGAGUAG